Messenger RNA from Alnus glutinosa, 405 nucleotides. RefSeq lists its product as uncharacterized. NCBI's taxonomy places the organism in Eukaryota, Viridiplantae, Streptophyta, Magnoliopsida, Fagales, Betulaceae. Bases 1 to 405 code for a protein of 134 amino acids. The transcript has a single exon. The record is from RefSeq and is a predicted model, not a curated record. Gene Ontology annotation, molecular function: RNA-DNA hybrid ribonuclease activity; nucleic acid binding.
AUGGGCUGUAUUGGCAUUGGUAUCAUAGCUCGUGAUUGCUAUGAUUGUUUUCUAGGGGCCUGUAGUUUUUCCCAACAAUUAGUGGUGGAUCCAAAAGGAGCAGAGGCAAUUGCAGCACUCAAUGCUUUGUUGUUCAGUAAGGAGGCGGUAGGUUUUUUUGAUAUAAUCUUAGAAGGCGAUGCUUUACAGAUUGUUAAAAAGGUUAAUUCAAAUAGUUCUUCUAUGCACAGCUCGGGCCAUUUCAUAGAAGGUAUUAAAGAAGAGCUUGGUACUUUUAGAUCUUUUUCAGUUGUCCACGUACGGAGGGAAGAAAAUUUUGCGACUCACACUCUUGCAAGGGAUGCAACCAUUUCUAGUAAUGAUCUUAGUUGGCUAGAUCGAAGACAUUCCUACAAGUAUUUGUGA